Molecule: messenger RNA, 3393 nt
Organism: Bursaphelenchus xylophilus (pine wood nematode)
Lineage: Eukaryota; Metazoa; Nematoda; Chromadorea; Rhabditida; Aphelenchoididae
Source: the annotation of a GenBank genome assembly
AUGCCGACCUCGAAACCCACUGAGGUCGACACGCUCAUCUCAAACGCUAACAACAACAACCGCCAUGACAAUGUUCCGGUUCACGGGAUCCGUCCCAGCACUUCCAUUGAAUCCCUCAGAUCGCGCCAUAGCCAUAUCAAGUUCGUCGACGAUGAGCAUGCCACACAGGAGGCUGAAAUGACUGCCGAUGGAGUGCUGAAUUCAUACGGUAACGCUUUCAUUUUGGUUUUAAUUCGGCUUUUAGGAACGUCAAAUCCGCAUCAGUUAAUGGUUUUCUGCACCAUGGCGUUGAUUUGGACUAUUAUGGCGCUGCCGUUGCUGGUCAGCGCGUUUUUUAUUGGAGAUCUGUGCCUGGACGAGAGGAAUUGCACAUUGACUCCGGGCAGCUUAAUCGAGGAGGUGAGGAGGCCUUUGUUUUAGCAAGGGCAAUGCUCAGGGCGAAGGUGAAGCGCUGAGAAUUUCUUCAAGUCGGAUAAACACGCAAUCUAAACCUUUGAUAUCUACAGUGGGGUGUGAUCUAGUGGCAAAAAAACGUACCAUUUUGCAUCCGGAAAGUAUUUAAAAUGUGGCAAAAUGCUUCCCUCUCCAAGCGAAAAAACUUCGUUUUGAAGAGUGCGCCAUUUUUCCUCACAAAAAAAGCGGGCGCGCUUUUGAAAUCUGACAAGGGAAGUCACUUAAGUCACGGAUCGAUUUUUAAAAACGACUGUUACAGCGAUGGGGAGGGUACGACGGAGAUAUCAAAUCUGAAAACCGCUACCUCCACCGGCCUCUGGGAGCCGAGAUAAUCGACCAAAAAGGUUUGACCAAAAAAAAGCUGCCCCAAAUAGUCCUCUCUUCCGAAAGAAGGAGGGAAGAGAACCGAAUGGUCCGGUGGUCUGGAAGCGCGCUUCCAGGCCAUGACCUUUUCAGGUUCGAAUCCGCAUGGGUCAAGUAAUUUAUUAAACUUUUCCUGUGAUCCAUUAAAUUUAUUUUUAGAUUUUUUGCAUAUUUUACGAUAAAAUUUCAGAGUAAUAAUUUAAAUACGCGUUCCAAACGAUUUGAAUUUUCAAGGUUGAAAAUUUACCGUGAAAUAGGCAAAAAAUCUAAAAAUUAAUUUUUAGCAAAUUUACUGGAUCACAGCAACUGUUUUAUAAAUUUUUCACAAGUUCGAAACCCGCGCGGAUUCGAACCUGAAAAGGUGAAGGCCCGGAAGCGCGCUUCCAGACCACCGAACCAUUCGGUUUGCUGGGUUCUCUUCUUUCGGAAGCAAGAAAUGUUCGGAAGAAUUUGGUCAAACCUUUUUGGUCGAUUAUCUCGGCUCCCAGAGGCCGGUGGAGGUAGCGGUUUUUAGAUUUGAUAUCACUGUCCGACCCUCCCCAUCGCUGUAACAGUCGUUUUACAAAAUCGAUCCGUGAUUUAAGUGACUUCCCUUGUGAGUCUUUUCGAGAGGAGAGGGUAUUUUGCCACAUUUUUGAUGCUUCCUGGAUGCAAAAUGGUGCGUUUUUUGCCACUGGAUCAGGUCCCCCACUGUAUUGCUAUCCUUUUUCAAUCUAUACCUUAUAUAAUCAUUAUUUCAGUUCCAUUUAGUCGGAGCCAAGUCUCAAUGGGCAGAUUAUUCAACGAUGACUUUUGUGUUAGGAAAUAUGUUGGGUGCGAGUACAAUAUCCCGAUUUUCUGAUGUGUAAGUCAUCAAAAGAUAUUUGCUGAUAUCACAUUCAUAACUUGUAUCGUUUCUAACUCGCUCUGCUUGCAGAAAAGGACGUCGUCCAGCAUUGCUCCUUAGUUUAUUUGGUCUUGGAUUAUUUGGAAUCGUCUCGGCCUACAGUCCGAAUAUCUUUGUGUUUAUGGUGUUCCGCCUGAUCCAGGGGAUCUUUUUGCCCGUAAGCCCCUUCCCCCAUUAUCACCCACUUUCAAGGGCUGCGGAAUGACGAAUUGGGUUUUAGCCUACGAGUCCACCUCCAUGAAGCUAAGAUCCUAUUCGGCGUUGGUGUUCGGCCUGUUCUGGGUGGUCGGUUACUUCGUCUUGGCCCCGAUUUGUUACUUCUUUGUCUCGUGGCGACACCAAAUCAUUGCCUCAUCGUUGCCGUCGCUAGUUUGCGCGAUUGGCUAUUAUUUUUUCCUCCCGGAGAGUUUCCAUUUUAUGGUUUCGAAGGGCAUGGUCGAUCAGUUAAAAGUGUGGUACAGAGCGGCCAAUCGAUGGUCCAAGUGGCCAAGAGAUGAGAAUGAGGUCGAGCACUUGGUAAAGAAGCAUGGAAUUGAGUCGCAAACAAGUGUGGAUAAAGACAAGAGCGAAGGAUUUAUCUGCACCUUGAUCAAGCAGAAAGUGCUGCUUAUGUACACCGCAGUUUUGGCGUAUCUAUGGUAUGUUGACAAGGAGGACUAAGAUUUAAUUUAAUUUUAGGACUUGUGACUCGUUUGUUUACUAUGGACUCUCCUUGAUUUCAACAACUUUGGCGGGGAAUCGGUAUGUGAAUUUUGUGCUCGCCGGAUUAGUGGAGAUUCCAUCUUAUAUUGUCUCUCCAUAUUUGCUGGAAGUAAUGGGAAGACGAGGAUUUGUUUCGUUCAUCCAUCUUCUCACGUCCUUUGCUUUUAUUGGAACAAUCUUUAUAACAAAUGAGACUGUUAGCAUGGUAAGUCGAGGCUACUUUAUAAGCGCAUCUUUGUAAUCUUGUAAGCGUAUCUUGAUAAUUUCUUGGUCGCCUUAGGGGUAUUGCUAUCAGGCAUACGACUAAUUCCUCUUCAGGGUUUCUGGUUGAUUGGCAAGUUCGGAAUAGCCUGCGCUUACACUUGUUUGUACGUCUAUGGCUCUGAAGUUUUCCCUACGGUUCUGCGAAGCGGUUGUAUUGGAAUCUGCUUGUUUUUGGAGAGAAUUGGCGGAAUCACAGCGCCAAUGGUCAGGUCAAUGGUAAGUUCCGAAUUUAGGAGACUGAAAGCUAUUCCAUAGUGAGGGACCUGAUCCAGUUGGAAAAAACGUAUCAUUUUGUAUCCGGGAAGUAUCAAAAAUGUGGCAAAAUGCUUCUCUCGUGCUCCACUGCGCGCCCUUUCUCUCAUAAAAAGAGUAGGCGCGCUUUUGAAAUCGGAGUUUUCAAGCCUGGAGAGGGAGGUAUUUUGCUGCAUUUUUGAUACUUCCGGAUCCAAAAUGGUACUUUGUUUGCCAAUGCAUCAUGUCCGCCACUGUAGCUUGCUACAUAUACAGAACAAAAAGGAAAUUUUCAGAGUGUCAUUUCUCCCAAUCUCCCCAACGUCUUCUUCGCAGUAACCGCCGGACUUGCUGCAUUAUUAACCCUACUACUGCCAGAAACCCGUGGCCUGGAACUGCCGGAUCUGACCUGUGAAAUCGCAGAACCUCCAGAGCGGAAGCUUUCAAGGGCGCCAUCGAGAAAACACACGAAUACCAAUUCUUCAGUAAUUUAG